This is a messenger RNA of Paecilomyces variotii, 1090 nucleotides long. RefSeq names its product P-loop containing nucleoside triphosphate hydrolase protein. Gene Ontology annotation, molecular function: GTPase activity; GTP binding. The record is from RefSeq and is a predicted model, not a curated record. The transcript has 2 exons. Bases 307 to 1062 code for a protein of 251 amino acids. Gene Ontology annotation, cellular component: Golgi apparatus. NCBI's taxonomy places the organism in Eukaryota, Fungi, Ascomycota, Eurotiomycetes, Eurotiales, Thermoascaceae. Gene Ontology annotation, biological process: Golgi to plasma membrane protein transport; intracellular protein transport; protein localization to organelle.
AUCUUACUGAGGAUUCACUAGUUCGCCGUUGGGUUCCAAAACGGGACAACCAGGGUUUAGGGCUCUGUGCCACCCUGCCCUGAGCCCUAGCGUCUCCCGGCCGCAGCUGACGCGUAGGGAGAUCGCCAUGAGCUUCGACGUCCCUUGUCAGGACGACCUCCAUGUUGUCCAAAGUUGCUGGAUUUCAUGUAAUUCACGGAUUCUCGAGGUCGUCUAGUAUCCGGAUCUAGCCAACAGGGAGCAACGUUGGGGAGCGCCCCAUCAGCCAUGCAUGGGCCGUCCGACCUGCAACCGUAAACCGUGACCAUGUACCAUCUCGCAAAGUCUCUCUAUCUAUACGCCACCAGCAAAGAAGAGUAUUCCGUCCUGCUACUGGGUCUUGACAACGCCGGUAAGACAACUCUUCUAUCCCAGAUCAAAGCGCUAUACCUGCCUCGCACCGAAGGAGCACCUGCGCCCGACCCAGGGAAAACUGUCCCGACCGUUGGACAAAAUGUCGCGACCAUCCCGAUGCCGGAUAUGUACCUCAAGAUCUGGGAUGUCGGUGGACAGAUUUCCAUGAGAGGACUGUGGCAGAGCUAUUACUCCAGCUGCCAUGCGAUUAUCUUCGUGGUAGACAGUGCAGAUGUCGGCCAGGAUCCCGAUAUCACCCGUCUCCCGAAUAAAGGCCGUCGGCCCAGCACCGCAUCUGGGUCAUCGGCAGCAGAGAGCGCACCGACAUUCGCAGAGCAGAUGGCAGGCAUCGGUGCUGCUGGGGAUAGUUUCGGUCGCCUAGAUGAAUGUCGCCAGGUUCUCGAGUCGGUGCUAGCACACUCCGAUGUGGCAGGGGUACCGAUCCUGGUGCUGGCAAACAAACAGGACCGUGAGGACUGUGUCGAGGUUGUUCGCAUCAAGGAGGGUUUUGUCCGGAAGGUCUUUGAGGGAGAGAAGGGGGGUGGUGUUCGCGAUAGCCGUGUCCUACCAAUCAGUGCCCUUUUGGGUACCGGCGUACAGGAAGCGGUCGAAUGGGUGCGAAGUCGCGUGAAAUGGAACAAGGAAGGCCGUCCCCCGCUGAUGAGAUAAGGGACUUAGAUGUGACACGUCUACGAGG